AAUUUUCAUACACAUUUAGGACUGCAACAAUAUCAGAUCAGUUUCGUUUUGCUCAGCAGUUUUCUUUCUGUUCGAAUCCUUCGUGCAAACUGGAUUUGACUAACGCGAGGAAUAGAAUCGUGUAAUCGUCCAUUAUUUUUGUUUUGUGUUCUUCGCGACGGUUGAAUUUGUCAAGCGAUGGUUGCAAUUCAGCAGAUUUAGUUUUGUUCCGAUAGUAUCGUUUAUUUUUGUUGUUAAAUUUAGAACUGCUGUUCGCUGCAACACUGUUUUGUUCUGUACGAUCUAGUGAUCCGUGGAAAGUGUAUAAAAAUAGUUGGCGUGACAUUGCUACUCGAAGAAUCGCCGAAGGGAAAGAAAAAUGGCCAAUGUUCCGGAUACACAAACCCAAACGCAACAGUCUGGCGUUUGGACUCAAGUCGAUAGUCAGCCGGUAGAGAAGCCUAUCUGGGGUCGGCUCUAUGCGAAGAACCUGAAGAUAAAAAGUCUCGGUACUAAAAAUGCAAUUACACUAAUUCAACCAACCUGGUCUUUCAGUUACGAUCUUUGCAAUGAUGUUUUUAAAGUGGGCCGAGACGAUGAUAAUGACUUGAGCCUCAACAAGGAUCACCUACCAACUAAGGUUGUCAGUCGCAUUUCAAAGGUGCACUUCCUUAUUGUCAAGGAUUUACAGGAUCAGAAAAAUCCAGUUUACAUUAUCGACGAGUCUAGGAACGGCACAUUCGUCAAUGGCAAUCUCGUUGGACCGCAUAACAAAAUGAUAUUGAAAAACGACGAUGUGAUCGCACUUUCCCAUCCACAAUACAAGUCUCUUGUAUACAAAGAUCUUACUCCAAAUGAAGCCGGAACGCUUCCGACGGAAAUACAUGAAACAUACUACGUGAGUAAAAAACUUGGAAAGGGUGCCUACGGAGAAGUGCACCUGGUUUAUGAUGCUAAAACAUGCAAAGCGUACGCAAUGAAGGCCGUAGCGAAAAAUCAGCUGGCCGAGUGGAGUAAGAAAAAUCUGUUGAGUGAUCCAAAACGGGUGAUGAAUGAAGUUAACAUUAUGAAAAGUCUGGACCACCCUUGUGUUAUCAAAAUGCACGACAUUGUCAACAAACCGGAAUCGGUUUUCAUGAUUCUUGAGUUCAUGAAGGGUGGCGAUCUGCUAUCACGCAUCAUCAACCACAAGUAUUUAUCGGAAGAAGCUUCGAAGCUUUUCUUCCUCCAGAUGUGCCACGCAGUCAAAUAUUUGCACACCAAAGGCAUUACACAUCGGGACCUGAAGCCUGACAACAUCCUACUGGAGGACGAUCGCCCCGAAACACUGCUGAAAGUAUCCGACUUUGGUUUGAGUAAGUUCGUAAACAAAGGAUCAAUCUUGCGUACACUAUGCGGUACUCCCCAGUACGUGGCUCCGGAGAUACUUAUUAAGAGCGGAUGUGGCUCUUACACACCAAAGGUUGACAUCUGGAGUUUGGGUGUCGUUCUGUUUACGAUGCUCAGUGGUUCACUUCCGUUCUCUGAUGAGUAUGGAACUCCAGCAACGGAACAAAUCAAGCGUGCUAAAUUCACGUUUCGCCACCACGUAUGGAAAUCCGUAUCGGGAACGGCUAAGAAACUGAUUUACGAUAUGCUAACGGCUGACCCGAACAGCAGACCCUCCAUCGACAAGAUCCUCAGCAGUACGUGGCUGCGAGAUGCCGAAACGAUAAAAAAGGCCGAAAAACUCAUGAAUAUGAAACUGAUUGGAACGAAGAAAGCAUCUUGUUCGGAUGUUGAAAACAGUAACGAGCAAAUUUUUGCCGAGCCUCCGAGGAAACGUGCGCGCAAGUGACUAGCGGCAGAUGAAGGUGACGACGAAGAGGUGGUUUGUAUAAAAUUUAGAAAAGUGAUAAAUUUGAAAUGUAGAAGUAUUUCGUAAAUCUCCAUGCGUGACGAUAUGAAUCGGGAGCCAAAAAUGUCGGAUGUGAACGAAUCGAAGUGCCUUAGAUUUCUCCUUCAAGACAAAGAGACCACUUAAUGGUAUAAGACAAUUUACAUACUUAUAGUUUGGUAUAUAUUCUUAUUUUAUAGAAAUUUUUGUUCCAAACAUGCCAGUCAUCAGUAGAGUUAACAUUCCAUAGUUAACAAGCUAGCUUUUCGCUCUAAUACUCGAUGUUUCAUGCGAGUUAUACGAGAGAUAAUUGUAAUAGAUUGCAUUUAUGACCACUGCUACGAUAGCACAGUAGAGAAAAUAUUUAACUGCAUGCGGGUUAUUCUUCACUUGUGUUAAAAACUAGCAUGUGUACGCAAUAAAUUUAUUUUGAGGUUUUUGAUCUUCCAUCACAUCCCGACAUAUAUAUUACAUCUAUGAUCAUAAUUCACAAUUCAGAGGCCAACGCAUGAUGUAUAUAUUUGAUAUACAAUUUUACUGUGCAUCAAUUGAUUUGAUACCAAAACUGAAAAAAACCAUGAAUAAAAGAUGCGUGCAUUAUUUUU
Messenger RNA from Toxorhynchites rutilus septentrionalis, 2460 nucleotides. It is a transcript of the gene lok, whose product is annotated as ovarian-specific serine/threonine-protein kinase Lok. Gene Ontology annotation, biological process: mitotic DNA damage checkpoint signaling; protein phosphorylation. The record is from RefSeq and is a predicted model, not a curated record. The transcript has 5 exons. Gene Ontology annotation, cellular component: cytoplasm; nucleus. NCBI's taxonomy places the organism in Eukaryota, Metazoa, Arthropoda, Insecta, Diptera, Culicidae. Gene Ontology annotation, molecular function: ATP binding; protein binding; protein serine/threonine kinase activity. Bases 359 to 1816 code for a protein of 485 amino acids.